AUGCUGGCAAGGGACAGAGGCAGAGAUGGCUUGCCGUGGACCCUGUGCCUUGACUGUCGCCCUGAGCUCAGGGCAGGAGUAGGAUGCAAUAAACACCAAUCCCACCCCUGGGUACCUGGCAACUUUAAAGGAGGAUGCUCCGUCAGGAUGAAUAACAUGGCUCAGUCAAGAACUAGCUCUCUCCUCCUCUUCUACCUCAGUUUCUUGCUGCUCAUCCAUUUGAAAAAAUCACUCUGCGUGAAAGAUGGUCCCAGGUGCCUGUCAAACUCUUGCCAAAAGGACUCUGACUGCAGCGACGCUGCUGCUAUGGGCGGUAGUUGCCGCUGUCUGGACUCAUCGGCUGACCUCUCGGCAGAAGACUGUCCUAAAAAGGCCGACGAUCCUUGCGCCUCCAGCCCUUGUCUUCAUAACGCUACCUGUUCAAGCUCUGCGGGAAACCUCAGCUUUACUUGUGACUGCCCCACAGGGUACACGGGAGCUACCUGCGAAAACGCCACCAGCGGGUGUGUCUUGCAUUUCUGUAGGCAUGGAGGCACUUGCCAGGAGCGGCCUGGUGGCCUCGCCUGCCUCUGUACUGAAGGAUACACGGGUACGCAGUGUGAAACUGACAUGGACGAAUGCCUUUCCAACCCUUGCCUCAAUGGAGCAGUGUGCAGAGACAGGAGCAAUGGGUAUUCCUGCUACUGUGUCCCAGGCUACCAAGGAAAGCACUGUGACCUGGAAGUGAAUGAAUGUGUUUCAGAGCCUUGCCUGAACGGUGCCACAUGCCUGAACAUGAUAGGGAAGUACGACUGCCUUUGCCCUCUUGAGUACACAGGCAUCCACUGUGAAGAAGACAUCAAUGAAUGUCACACGAACCCUUGCCAAAAUGGAGGGACUUGUGAGAAUUUCGUUGGAAAUUACACCUGCCACUGCCCAGCUGGAGAGGAGGAUGGAAUAUUUUAUGGCGGCUGGAACUGUACGGAAGUCCUUCUCGGUUGCAUCCAACAUAAAUGCCAAAAUGGGGGGUUGUGCAUUCCCCACUUAAGAAAUGAACAACACAGAUUUAGCUGCAUAUGUUCAGCUGGAUAUACCGGAGUACACUGUGAAACAAUGACCACGUUGUCUUUUCAGGGAAAUGGGUUCCUUCAGGUUAACAGUAUCACAGCUCCUACCCAGGACUUUUUCUAUAACAUAAAUCUUAGUUUUCUGACUGUUCAACCAACAACUUUUAUAUUUUACCGAGGGGACAAAGACACAUUUGUGAAAUUGGAGUUACUGAAUGGCUACUUACAUUUAUCCGUGCAAGUCAAUAACCAAUCAAAGGCCUUUUUGCAUAUAGCACAUAAUAUCAGUGAUGGUGAAUGGCAUUCAGUGGAGGUAACCAUAGCAAGGACGGUUACUCUUAAGUUAGUCGAUAGCUCUUGUGCAGAAUCAUGUCUCAGUAAAACUGCUACCGCAAUAGAUAGUGAUCAACCAUUGUUUGCUUUUCAAAGCACAUUUUUUGGUGGUUUGCCCAUGGGGAACAGGAGUGGUGACUUUCUUCUUAACAUCUAUACUAUGAAUUCUGCACCUUCAUUUGUAGGCUGCCUUCAGGACAUUGAAAUAGACUUGAACAUUUUUAUUCCAAUGAACAUGUCAUCUGACUCAUCUUUAAAUGUCAAGGCAGGCUGCGUUAAAAAGGAUUGGUGCGAACAACACCCUUGUCAAAACAAGGGGCGCUGCAUCAACUUGUGGCUGAGCUCUCAGUGCGAUUGCUACAGGCCCUACGCUGGGCCAACCUGUGCUACAGAAUACAUUCCAGGAAGAUUUGGACAUGAGGAAUCUGUAGGGUAUGCUGCUUUUCCGCUAGAGGGUAGCGGCCACGAAAGCACAACAAUAUCAAUGUUUGUCCGAACACGCAAGCCUUCUGGCUUAUUAUUUUCUCUGAAAAAAAGCACAUCCCUAUUUCUUAAGCUCUGGCUGGAAGGUGGGAAACUCGUGAUGUCAGGUCCAAGCUCCAGCAAACUCUUAGGAACGCAGAGUGUGAACGAUGGAAAUUUCUAUUUAAUAUCUUUAAAAAUGGAGCCAAAUAAGACGGAGUUAUUCCAGUCAUCACAAAACUUGGGCUAUAUUUCUACACCCAUCCUGAAAAUUCAGAGUGGAGAUAUUAUCUACAUCGGUGGAUUGCCAGAUGACCAAGAAACCAAUGUCAGUGGUGGGUAUUUCAAAGGCUGCAUCCAAGAUUUAAGACUGAGCAACCAACCACUGGAAUUCUUCCCUGUCGCUACUUCCUUGGGUCCUGUCAUCAGCAAGAGCACACUCAUCAACAUAGCCCCAGGCUGCACUGGAGACAAUCUCUGCAAGUCCAACCCCUGCUGGAAUGGGGGUGUUUGCUAUUCAGUCUGGGAUGACUUCACCUGCACCUGCCCACCAAAUACAGCCGGGAAAGCUUGUGAGGAAGUGAAAUGGUGUGAACUCAGUCCUUGCCCCCAUGAAGCCCAAUGUCUGCUGGUGCAGCAAGGAUUUGAAUGUAUCGCCAAUGCCAUUUUUAGUGGCAGAAGCAGCGCAAUCUUUUACAGAAGCAAUGGGAAGAUCAGGAGAGACCUCACCCAUGUAGCCUUUGGCUUUCGGACUCGAGGCUCGGAUGUGAUGCUGCUUUAUGCAGAGAAGGAGCCCGAGUUCCUCACCAUCAGCAUCCAGAGUACCAAAUUAGUGCUCCAGCUGCAAAGCGGCAACAGCUUCUAUAUGCUGAGCUUAUCUAGCUCACAGACAGUGAGCGAUGGGAAGUGGCACCAGGUGAGCUUCUCCAUGACGGAGCCCUUAUCUCAGUCAUCAAGGUGGCGCAUGGAUAUAGACGAUGCCAAAGACGGUGCGACAAGUACAGUCGCCACGGGAAACCUCAACUUCCUGAGAGAAGAGACGGACAUCUAUCUGGCUGACAAAGCUUUUGACAACCUGGAUGGACUAAGAGGUUGCAUGAGCACAGUAGAGAUCAGUGGCAUCCACCUCUCCUACUUUGACAGCGCUGACGGCUAUACUAAAAAACCGCAAGAAGAGCAGUUCCUCAAGGUAUCUGCCAAUUCCGUUGUCACUGGAUGCCUGGAGUUGGACGCCUGCAGCACACAUCCUUGCCUGCAUGGUGGGACAUGUGAAGACUUCUACACUUACUAUCGUUGCACCUGCGCUGCGGGAUGGACCGGAAGCCACUGUGAAGUCAACAUUAAUGAAUGCGCAUCAAACCCUUGCGUGCACGGAAACUGCAGCGACAGAACUGCAUCGUACAAGUGCAUAUGCGAUCCUGGCUACACGGGGGCGAGGUGUGAAGAAGACAUUGAUGACUGCCUUGGCCAUCUCUGCGCAAAUGGGGCCACCUGUAUAGAUGGGAUUAACAGUUAUUCCUGCCUAUGCGCGGGGAAUUUCACCGGAAGGUAUUGCAGACGCAUACGAUUACCUUCGACGGUGUGCGGGAACGGGAACCGAAAUCUGACCUGUUACAACUAUGGCAACUGUACAGAGUUCCAAGGGCACUUAGAAUGCAUGUGUCUCCCGGGCUUCACAGGACAGCGAUGCGAGGUGGAUAUCAACGAAUGCAACUCGGAUCCGUGCCUCAACGGAGGCGUCUGCCAGAACUAUUUCAACAAAUUCCACUGCAUCUGCGACGUCAACUUCGCCGGCGACCGCUGCGAGAUAGACUUGACAAGUGACCUGGCCUCCAAUAUAUUCACCUCCAUUGGCUCCAUAACACUGGCCUUGUUACUGAUCUUCCUUCUGGCAGGCACAGUUUCUGUAGUGACUGCCAACAAGCGGGCGACCCAAGGGACUUAUAGCCCCAGCCGCCAGGAGAAAGAGGGAUCCAGAGUUGAAAUGUGGGACAUAGUGCAACCUCCGCCCAUGGAAAGGCUGAUAUAGCAAGGACCGUUGCUGUACCG
Molecule: messenger RNA, 3890 nt
Organism: Elgaria multicarinata webbii
Lineage: Eukaryota; Metazoa; Chordata; Lepidosauria; Squamata; Anguidae
Gene: CRB1
Product: crumbs cell polarity complex component 1
Molecular function (GO): calcium ion binding
Source: RefSeq, a predicted model, not a curated record